GCGGCCCGCAACGAAAGAAUUAAGGGCGCCACAAAUAGAUUUUUAAAUUUUUAUUUUUAUUUUUAAAUUUUUUAUUUUUUUUUGUCCUGUCCAGCUUCUCAGGCAAAUCAUAUAGUUGAUGUAGAUGCCCAUAUCGGCUGUUCAGAUUUACUUUACAAAAGAGAAGUGUAGGAUCAAGAUUUUUUGGAGCUCUUUGUUCAGUGGAUCAGAUGUUUGAUGAAGCUCUGUGUCUAUCUACCACCACUACUGUUGUCUGUUUAUUUGUUACUGACUGUGGCAGGACACCUCUGCCUCUGUUUCACUUUAUGUUGCUGGUAAAUAAUAUGGUUGUAGUAGUAGGCUAAAGUUAGGUUAUUUAGUAUGCACUAAUUAAAUGGGCAGAGCUUUAAGGGAAAUAUUAGCUUUUAUAUUUUUAUAAGAUAUAUUUUUUAUAAGAACCACAAUUAAUAAAUAUAUUUCAGUGAAUAACUUAUUGUUCAAAUCUGUAUAUAAAUAUGUACAUUAUGUGUUGUAAUUAUAUUGUAAAAUGGAUGGAUGGACGUUUAAAACAAAACUGUUAUUAUUAAUUAGUAAGUAUACAUUUUUUUAGCCUUUUUAGAGAAAAUCAUAUCAUUGUAGUCAAUUAUGCAAAUUACUCGAUGAUGUCAUGGUGACCACGCCCAUAGCCACGCCCCCACCGCCACAGGUAUUUUGGCAGUUUAUGGGAAACACUGUAUAUAUAUAAAUGUGUGUGUAUGUAUAUAUAAGUUAUGAGAAUCAAAUAUUGUAAAAAUGUUUUUAGUCACACCCAACAAUUCACAAGUAAAAAAAACAACUUUUUUUUCAAUAAAAAAAAAACUUACGUAAAAAAAUUAAAAAUUUUCUGCAAGUGAAAAAACGAUUUGUGUACAACACAUCAACUUUCUUCUGUUAAAAAAUGAUUUGCAAGUUAAAAGAUAAACAUUUUGUGCGAGUAAAAUGUUUAUUUUCAAAUAAAAAAACGAUUUGUAAGUAAAAGAAAAUUAUUUAAUUAAACGAUUCACGUGUAAAAAAAAAAACACACAAAAAACCCCAACAACUUUUUUCUAUUAAACGAUUUGCAAGUUUAAAAAAAAAAUUGUUUGCAAGUAAAAAAAAAACUUUUUAAUUCAAAAAAAAUAAUUUCCGCAAUUAAAUAACGAUUUGCGUAUAAAAAAAACCCAACUACAUAUUUCUUCUAUUAAAAAACGAUUUGUAGGUUUAAAAAAAAAAAAAAAAAGACAAAUUCUGCCAGUAAAAAACGAUUUUUUUUACCUGCAGAAAAAAACCUAUUUUCAAGUAUAAAAAACUAUAUUCUUCAAUUAAAAAUACCAAAACCAAAUAUUGGACGUCAAAACUUUUCAGCCAGGGUUAAAGUACACAAGUGUGUUAAUAAAAUGAGAGCUACGAAAAAGUAUGGCUGAGCUGCAAGAGGAGGUCAUCUCGCAGUUUGGAGCGUUCCGCCAUUAUAACGGUUGUGUACCCAUAGCGAUUAGUUUUCGAAAUAGCGUCGCCAUGGUAACACGAAAUGUUCCCAACUUAAAGUACUCCCAUCGGCGCGAACCAGACCUUGUGGACGGUAUGACAUAUGUGGGGGUUCGUUGGCCAGUUCGUCUCGUAUUAAGCGUAAGAGAAACGUGCGGAACUAUAAUAACAAAGUUUGAAGUGUGAGCAAUAGUAAUAUGGGCCGCUUGCAUUGCAGCAGGCCCAUAAUUAGCCAACCGUACUCGUCAUUUUAAGAACAUCAUUACUGCUAAGCCUGCUGUACAAAAAAGGUGUUUGCAGUUUUUGUUUUCAGACGCACUUUGUCAGAUGGAGGCUCUGUAAAGAGCUGUGGCUUCUGUGGGAGGAACGUGUGAACCUCCUUCAACAAGCGGAUGUGCUCAACUUCACUUCUUGCCUUCUGUUUCUGAAGCUGCGCUGUCCUUCUGGGACUCGGUGAGUGCUGAAAUUAAUAUUCUAUGCAGAAGGUCACUGAAAUAUGUAGAAGACUAACAAGUUGAAGACAUCUGGUUAUCUGCAAAGAAGGCAGCCAGCAUCAACACAACUCAGGUAAUUAUUACAAUGUCAUUAUAAAAAUGUGAUAUGUAAGAUCAUUCAAAUGAGUAGUUUUUAGUAAGUUUCAUCUUAAAAAGUAUUUUUUGUGUGGAAAAGUAAAUAAAAGGUGCUACUGAUAUCAGGCUUUAAACACAAUUAAGGCUGUCGGUUAUGAUUUCUUUAUUUGCCAAAUGAUACGAUACUGUUUGAAUAUUCUUAAAAAUAACUUCAUGUGAUUUAUUGUGUAUGUUUGCAUAAAAAAUAUAUGUAUAUAAAGGUGAAACUGCGUAAACACAACAACACAGAAGGUGAAAUGACAAAGGCGUAUUGAGGCCAAACUGGAAAAAAGUGGAAUUAUGAAAAGAAAAUGACAAAAUAUUUGGAGGAUAGAGUGUUUGCACAUUAGAACAUUUCAUUAUUUGUAGGAUCAAAUACUUUUAAAAAAUCACAUUAUUCAAUAGACAAAGUAAUAAUUAAAAAAAAGUCACAUUAUUAGGAGGAUAAGGUAAUAUAUAUAUUUUUUUAAAUCACGUUAUUCGUAGAUUAAAGUAAUUUAAACAUUUUUAAAAAGUCACAUUCGGAGAAUAACGUAAUUUAAAAAUAUAAAAGUUACAUUAUUUAGAGGAAUUUAAAAAUGAUGAAAAAAUUCACAUUAUUCGGUGGAUAAAAUCAUUUAAAAUUGAAAAAAAAGCCACAUUAUUUAGAAGAUCAAGUACUUUAUAAACUAAAAAAGUCCCAUUAUUCGGAAGAUAAAGUAAGUAAAACAUUUUUAAAAGUCGCAUUCGGAGAAUAAAAUAAUUUCAAAAUGAAAAAAGUCACAUUAUUCGGUGGAUAAAAUAAUUAAAAAACUAAAAAAGUCACAUUAUUCGGUGGAUAAAAUAAUUAAAAAACUAAAAAAGUCACAUUAUUCGGUGGAUAAAAUUAAAAAACUAAAAAAGUUGCAUUAUUCGGCGGAUAAAAUAAUAAAAAAACAUAAAAAAUGUCACUUUAUUUGGAGAAUAAAGUAAUUGAAAAAAAUGUCACAUUAUUUGGAGGAUCAACUAAUUUAUAAACUAAAAAAGUCACAUUAUUCAGAGGAUAAAGUAAUUUUAAAAAAUUUUUUUAAAGUCACAUCCGGAGAAUAAAGUAAUUUAAAAAUGAAAAAAGUUACCUUAUUUAGAGUUUGGGUUUGAGUUUGAGUUUAUUUGGAACAUGCAAGCAUACAACAUGAUACAUCAUAAUUUCCAGUUUCUCUUUUCAAGAUGUUCGAAAAGGAGCAGGAAGAAGCAGAGCUUAUUUAAUCCUACCCCUUUUCUUUACAUAACAGUUGCUAAAACUAGAAGAUUAAGUCAUUUAAAAAUGAGAAAAUGAUAAAAAGUCACAUUAUUUGGUGGAUAAAAUAAUUUAAAAAAUGUAAAAAAUUAUUCAUAAAAUAAAGAAAUUUAAAAUAGAAAAAAAGCCAUAAUAUUUAUAAAAUAAAGAAAUUUAAAAUGGGAAAAAAGCCACAUUAUUCGGAGGAUCAAGUAAUUUAUAAACUAAAAAAGUCACAUUCACAGAAUAAAGUGAUUUAAAAAUGAAAAAAGUCACAUUAAUUAGAGGAUAAAGUAAUUUAAAAAUAACAAAAGUAACACCUUCUCCUCCUUCCUCAACAGGACGGAACAAAGGCGACAGGAAGUGAGUGUAAGCAGCAUGGCGUGGCCUUGAAGACGCGAGCAGAAGUUGAAGAGUCUUAACAGCGUGAGCCGAGCACCGCCAGCUGCAGAAGCGUGUUGAGUCUAACAGCAUGAGCCAAGCACCGCCAGCUGCAGGAGCGUGUUGAGUCUAACAGCGUGAGCCAAGCACCGCCAGCUGCAGGAGCGUUGUGAAUCUAACAGCAUGAGCCGAGCACCGUCAUCUGCAGGAGCGUUGUGAGUCCAAAAGCCUGAGCUGAGCACCGCCAGCUGCAGGAGCGUUGUGAGUCCAAAAGCGUGAGCCGAGCACCGCCAGCUGCAGGAGCGUGUUGAGUCUAACAGCAUGAGCCAAGCACCGCCAGCUGCAGGAGCGUUGUGAAUAUAACAGCAUGAGCCAAGCACCGCCAGCUGCAGGAGCAUUGUGAGUCCAAAAGCGUGAGCCGAGCACCGCCAGCUGCAGGAGCGUGUUGAGUCUAACAGCAUGAGCCGAGCACCGCCAGCUGCAGGAGCGUUGUGAGUCUAACUGCAUUAGCCGAGCACCGCCAGCUGCAGAAGCGUUGUGAGUCCAAAAGCCUGAGCUGAGCACCGCCAUCUGCAGGAGCAUUGUGAGUCCAAAAGCCUGAGCCGAGCACCGCCAGCUGCAGGAGCGUUGUGAGUCUUACAGCAUGAGCCGAGCACCGCCAGCUGCAGAAGCGUUGUGAGUCCAAAAGCCUGAGCUGAGCACCGCCAGCUGCAGGAGCGUUGUGAGUCCAAAAGCCUGAGCCGAGCACCGCCAGCUGCAGGAGCGUGUUGAGUCUAACAGCAUGAGCCGAGCACCGCCAGCUGCAGGAGCGUGUUGAGUCUAACAGCAUGAGCCGAGCACCACCAGCUGCAGAAGCAUUGUGAGUCUUAACAGCAUGAGCCGAGCACCACCAGCUGCAGGAGCGUCCGUCAAGUGCGUCCUGGUGGGCGACAGCGCGGUAGGAAAGACGGCCCUCCUGGUCAGGUUCGCCUCGGGCGCCUUCCCGGACGCCUACCGGCCCACCGUUUUUGACAACACGGGUUUGGAGUUCCACAUGGAUGGCGCUCUAGUCCAACUGGGCCUGUGGGACACGGCGGGACACGACAACUUCAAAGCCAUCCGACCCAGAUCCUACCAGCAGGCCGACGUGGUGCUGGUGUGUUUCUCCGUGGCCAACCCCACCUCCCUGGCCAGCGUGUGCACCAAGUGGAUGGCGGAGGUGCGCCAACACCUGCCGGACGUGCCCGUGCUGAUGGUGGCCAACCAGACGGACCUGCGGGAGUCGGGGGCGCGCCGCGGCGGCUGCAUUUCGGCGGCGGAGGGCAAGCGUGUGGCUCACAGCCUGCGCGCCAAAGGCUACCUGGAGUGUUCGUCUCUGAGCAACCGAGGGGUGGCCGAGGUGUUCCAGUGCGCCGUGCGGACCGCCAUCAGCCACGGCAGGAAGCAGGCCAGGCGGCGAAUGUUUAGCAUCAACAAGUGCAAAGUCUUUUAACCUCGCGCAUUUAACCUUAUACAACGCAUUUAACCUUAUACAAUCUUCUUUAGUGCCCUAAAGGACCAUAGAGUGUUUAUGCCAUGAGCCGGCCUGCUGUGUCUACACACACAAACAGCGCCUUGCUCAUGAGCACUCGGGCAGCGGAGCAUCUCUCCAACAACUAUUGCAUUCUCUCUUUUUUGUUGUUUUUGACCCGAGCGACUGCCGCCCAGACCUCAACCCGGCAACAAGUCACAGCAACACUCGCGUGGAGUUUUUAGUCACGCCCAACCAUUCGCAAGUAUAACAACUAUUUUUGUUCAAUAAAAACUAUUUUCUGCAAGUUCCAAUUUGUUGCAGUAAUAUUCCACCCUUAAUGAUCCGCAUGUUAUUUGCGCAUGGUGCCGUCCGCCAAAAAUAUGAAAGAAGAAGCAGGGUGGGGAGUAAAAUGGCGGACAGAAAGAAAUUGAUUUUUUACCCUCAGAAAAGUUUUUUUUAAAACUUGCAAGUCAUAUGCAGAAUUUUUUUUUGUUUGUUUGCAAAUGUUUUUUGAAUUGAAGAAAAAUGUUUUUAUACUCGCAAAUUGUUUUUUUAAUUGAAGAAAAUUGUUGUUUUUUUUACUUGCGAAUGUUUUUUAAUUGAAGAAAAUUAAUGGAUGGAUGAAUGUUUUUGAUUGAAGAAAAAUGUUUCAUACUUUUUUAAUUUUAAUGAAGAAAAUAGUUUUUUAUACUUGAAAAUCGUUUUUUUUUUUUACCUGCAGAAAAUAGUUUUUUUAAACUUGCAAAUCGUUGUUUAAUAGAAUACAUUUGUUAUUGUUUUUUAUACGCAAAUCCCGUAAUUUAAUUGCAUUUUUUUUUUUUUUUUACUAGGAUUUUUUCUUUUUUACUUGCAAACUUUUUAUUUUUUACUUAAAAAUCUUUUUGUAAUAGAAGAAAGUUGUCUUUUUUUUUUUUUUUUUACACGCGAAUCGUUUUUAAUAGAAGAAAUUUGUUAUUGUUUUUUUAUACGCAAAUUACUUGCAAAUUUAUUUUUUCCACUUGAAAAUUUAUUUUUUUUACUUGAAAAUCGUUUUGUAAUAGAAGUAGUCUUUUUAUUAUUAUUUUUUACAUGCAAAUCGUUUUUAAUAGAAGAAAUUUGUUAUUGUUUUUUAUAUGCAAAUUGUUAAAUUGCCAAAUUUUUUUUUUUACUUGAAAAUCGUUUUGUAGUAGAAGAAAGUUGUCUUUUUUUUUUUUUUUUUUUACACGCGAAUCGUUUUUAAAAUAAAUGUGUUGUUUUUUUAUACGCAUCGUUACUCAAUUGCAGAAAUUCAUUUUUUUAGUUGAAAAUAUUUUAUUUUACUUGCAAACAGUUUUGUUUUCUAACUUGCAAAUUGUUUUUUAAUAGAAUAACGUUGUUGGUAUUGUUUUUUUCUGCAAGUUCAAACUUUUUGCAGUAAUAUUUCACGCUCAACGAUCCACAUGUUAUUUGCGCAUGGUGCCGUCCGCCAAAAAUACGAAAGAAGAAGGAGGGUGGAGAGUAAAAUGGCGGACAGAAGAGAUUAAAUGUUUUUUUUAUUUGAAAAUAGACUUUUUUACCCUAAAAAAAAUGUGUUUAACUUGCAAAUCAUAUUUUUACUUUUGUUGUUUGCAAAUGUUUUUUUAACUGGAAAGAUUUUUUUUAAUUUUGCUAGCUAAUGUUUUUUUUUUAAUUGAAGAAAAAUGUUUUUAAUACUCGCAAAUAGUUUUUUUAAUUGAAGAAUAUAGUUUUUUAUACUUGAAAAUAGUUUUUUUACCCGCAGAAAAUUGUUUUUUGAACUUGCAAAUCAGUUUUUUACUUGCAGAAUUAGUUUUCUUUCUUUUUAACUUGCAAAUCGUUUUUUAAUAAAAGAAAUUUG
Molecule: messenger RNA, 7031 nt
Organism: Entelurus aequoreus (snake pipefish)
Lineage: Eukaryota; Metazoa; Chordata; Actinopteri; Syngnathiformes; Syngnathidae
Gene: rhoh
Product: ras homolog family member H
Exons: 1
Coding region: 4580-5176 (198 amino acids)
Biological process (GO): small GTPase-mediated signal transduction
Molecular function (GO): GTP binding; GTPase activity
Source: RefSeq, a predicted model, not a curated record